GUCUCCAUAUUUGGAAGAUACUGUUUUGUUUUUAAUUAUACAAAAAUUUUCAGACUUUAUAUUAUCAUAUCAAAAACACAAGAUGCCCACACACAGUGGCCAGAAGAAAACCCAGGCCCGAAGCCAGCGCAGAAAGUUCCAGUGGGCCCGGGCAGGUUGCUGGGGCCAGCACAGAGUCCCGCUGCCGGUGCCUGUCUGUACGUCCGUCUGUCCUUCGGCCCCGCUCACAGCCAGGGCAGGGCUGGCCUCGGGGGCGUGCUCACGGCGGACCUUGCCCAGCUCAGGUCCAAGGUGGGGCUGUCUGUGGUCGCCCAGGGCGUCCACCUCCCCCAGUAGCGUCUGCCUCCUGGCUGCUGCCGGCCACCUCCUAACUGCGAAUCGCUGUCUUUCUGUCGCGGUCCUUGCUCUGCAGAGGGGAGGGAGGAGUGUCAGGGCCCGGCAGAACCCAGCGCCAGUCUGCGCCUCUCUGGCCUCCCUGCUGGGUGCAGUCUCAGGUGGCCAGCGCUGAGGCACCUCCUUCUCAGCUCUCCCCAGCUUCCCCCAAGCGUUUUGGGGAGGGGAGCACACUGCUGCACAGCCGAAAUUGUAAAAUUAAAUUUCCCAGAUGUUCAGGCCCCAGGAGCUCACGCGUGCUGUCUGGAGAGGAAAUGGGGAUUGGGAAAAGCCGUGCCGUAUUUUCUCCCUGCUCACCCUGCUUUUCCGGUGCCACCAAGCACAGCAGGAGCUGUAAAUCACAGCUGGCCAGCGUCUCCUGCAGGGGCCCUCACCUCCCCGGCCCCCACAUCUCCUGCCAGUCUCUGCCUUCAUGUCCCAUGGUCCAUGUCUCCGCCAGCCCUACAGGACCUGGUGUCUUGCUGUGCAGCCCGGGCGGGGAGUGGACAGCAGAAGGUGCAGAUCUGUUUGGGCUGGGCGUUCUCGCCGUCGCGCGCGGGAGGCGGCGGUGGCGGUGGCGGUGGCGGGGGGCUGCCCGCGCGCGCCGCGUGGAAGAAGGCCGGACCCGAGUGGCACGGCUGUCCGUCUCCGCAGGCCUCGCCCGCCAGCAGCACGUUGCCCAGGACAUCCGGAACACGGUGGGCAACGUGCCCCUGGAGUGGUAUGACGACUUCCCCCACGUGGGCUAUGACCUGGAUGGCAGGUGCAUCUACAAGCCCCUGAGGACCCAGGAUGAGCUGGAUCAGUUCCUGGACAAGAUGGACAACCCUGACUACUGGCGCACCGUGCAGGACCCAAUGACAGGGCGGGACCUGAGGCUGACCGACGAGCAGGUGGCGCUGGUGCGGCGGCUGCAGAGUGGCCAGUUUGGGGACACGGGCUUCGACCCCUAUGAGCCGGCUGUCGAUUUCUUCAGUGGGGACGUCAUGAUCCAUCCGGUGACCAACCGCCCAGCCGACAAGCGCAGCUUCAUCCCCUCCCUGGUGGAGAAGGAGAAGGUCUCUCGCAUGGUGCACGCCAUUAAGAUGGGCUGGAUCCAGCCUCGCCGGCCCCGAGACCCCACCCCCAGCUUCUAUGACCUGUGGGCUCAGGAGGACCCCAAUGCCGUGCUGGGGCGUCACAAGAUGCACGUGCCCGCACCCAAGUUGGCCUUGCCCGGCCAUGCGGAGUCGUACAACCCACCCCCCGAAUACCUGCUUGGCGAGGAGGAGCGUGCAGCGUGGGAACAGCAGGAGCCCAGCGAGAGGAAGCUGAGCUUUUUGCCGCGCAAGUUCCCGAGCCUGCGGGCCGUGCCUGCCUACGGACGCUUCAUCCAGGAGCGCUUUGAGCGCUGCCUCGACCUGUACCUGUGCCCUCGGCAGCGCAAGAUGAGGGUGAACGUAGACCCCGAGGACCUCAUCCCCAAGCUGCCUCGGCCGAGGGACCUGCAGCCCUUCCCCACGUGCCAGGCCCUGGUCUACAGGGGCCACAGUGACCUUGUCCGCUGUCUCAGUGUCUCUCCUGGGGGCCAGUGGCUGGCUUCAGGCUCCGAUGACGGCUCCCUGCGGCUCUGGGAGGUGGCCACUGCCCGCUGUGUGAGGACUGUGCCUGUGGGGGGCGUGGUGAGGAGUGUGGCUUGGAACCCUAACCCUACCGUCUGCCUGGUGGCUGUGGCCGUGGAGGACUCGGUGCUACUGCUGAACCCGGCUCUGGGGGACCGGCUGGUGGCAGGCGGCACGGAUCAGCUGCUGAGUGCCUUCGUCCCGCCUGAGGAGCCCACCUCGCAGCCCGCCCGCUGGCUGGAGGCCUCGGAGGAGGAGCGCCAAGUGGGCCUGCGGCUGCGGAUCUGCCACAGCAAGCCAGUGACGCAGGUGACCUGGCAUGGGCGUGGGGACUACCUGGCCGUGGUACUGGCCACCCAGGGCCACACCCAGGUGCUGAUCCAUCAGCUGAGCCUUCGCCGCAGCCAGAGCCCGUUCCGCCGCAGCCACGGGCAGGUGCAGCGGGUGGCCUUCCACCCUUCGAGGCCCUUCUUGUUGGUGGCGUCCCAGCGCAGCAUCCGCCUCUACCACCUGCUGCGCCAGGAGCUCACCAAGAAGCUGAUGCCCAACUGCAAGUGGGUGUCCAGCCUGUCUGUGCACCCAGCAGGUGACAACGUCAUCUGUGGGAGCUACGACAGCAAGCUGGUGUGGUUUGACCUGGACCUUUCCACCAAGCCAUACAAGGUGCUAAGACACCACAAGAAAGCUCUGCGGGCUGUGGCCUUCCACCCCCGGUACCCGCUCUUCGCAUCAGGGUCGGACGACGGCAGCGUGAUCGUCUGUCAUGGCAUGGUGUACAAUGACCUUCUGCAGAACCCCCUGCUGGUGCCUGUCAAGGUGCUGAAGGGACACACGCUGACCCGAGACCUGGGAGUGCUGGACGUCAUCUUCCACCCCACUCAGCCAUGGGUCUUCUCCUCGGGGGCAGAUGGGACCAUCCGCCUCUUCUCAUAGCUGUGCCGCCUGCCCUGGGGCCGGGGCGGUUGCGCUGGAGUCAAUAGAGGCUUUUCCCUGUGCUG
Messenger RNA from Cebus imitator (Panamanian white-faced capuchin), 2971 nucleotides. RefSeq names its product BOP1 ribosomal biogenesis factor (gene BOP1). Gene Ontology annotation, biological process: ribosome biogenesis; maturation of LSU-rRNA from tricistronic rRNA transcript (SSU-rRNA, 5.8S rRNA, LSU-rRNA). The coding region runs from base 648 to 2906 and encodes 752 amino acids. Gene Ontology annotation, molecular function: ribonucleoprotein complex binding; protein binding. Gene Ontology annotation, cellular component: PeBoW complex; preribosome, large subunit precursor. NCBI's taxonomy places the organism in Eukaryota, Metazoa, Chordata, Mammalia, Primates, Cebidae. The record is from RefSeq and is a predicted model, not a curated record. The transcript has 15 exons.